Juglans regia (Persian walnut) is the source of this 1342-nucleotide messenger RNA. RefSeq lists its product as uncharacterized. The record is from RefSeq and is a predicted model, not a curated record. Lineage: Eukaryota; Viridiplantae; Streptophyta; Magnoliopsida; Fagales; Juglandaceae. The transcript is spliced from 5 exons. The coding region runs from base 152 to 952 and encodes 266 amino acids.
CUUUUACCCUCCCAUUAGUUAACUAACACGCGCGCGCGCACAUACGUCCAUACAAGUAAAGCAAGAUUUUCCUCCUCCGCCACCACCAUAUCCACCAACCCCUUCCGGGCUCCCUUUCUUUCUUUGUAAGAAACCACGUAGUGACCGGAACAUGAGCGACGAAGAGUGGGCUAAGGAUGCCAUGACCGACGACUCGUUGGUUGCGUACGUGCUGCUACGGCUCAACCAAGAGCAGCCUCCGUCGCAGCUACCGCCACCGCGGGGCCCAGCCAAGCCGGCUCUCCAUCUUGACUGGACUGUACGCCAGCGGCGUUCGAAAUCGGUACCGAGGACCGGAGACGGGAAGAAGAAGGCCGAACUAGCGAGAGCUAGUCCCACCACGCCACUCUCCUGGAGCGGCGCCACCUCUGUCAGCGGUGGAGGACUCGAAGGUUUCGAGGAGUCCAGCCGGUCGGUAAAAAGGACGGGCGUUUCCAGAUCUAAGGUAGCUGUUAGGGGUGAAACUACCACCAACAAGAGGUCGAGGAAGAAAAAGUCAUUAGCUGAACUUAGAGAGGAGGAAAGUUUUCUCUUAAAGGAAAGGAGAACUUUGAAAAGUGAACUGGCAGCCUUACGUCUCACCGUCGAGAAACAAAGAGAUGCAAAUGAAAGCUUCAAGAAAAUGAAGCUUGAUUUGCAGUCACAGCAGAUGAUGAAAGCUACAACCUCUAUGGCAUCCAAGGAAGCCCUCUCUGACCGACCCCCGAAAAUGGAAGAAGUUUGUGACCCUGCUUUGAUCUUUCCAUCAGACGUGUCAUGCGCUAAUCUUGAUGCUGCCCAAUCCCCAUGCCAAUCGAAAAGUUCUCCGACAGUACAGGAGGUUAGAGACCGUGAAACGUCAUCGAUGUUGCCUGAUCUAAAUCUGCCACUCGAGGAGGAUUACACAUCAAAAAUUUUAUGUGGAAUGAGCUAAUAAGAAAGAGAACCGGGAUGUCUACUGAUCUUCUGUUUUCGUAAUUAAGCUGAUCGAGUUCAUCAACUGCAUCUAUGCUUAAUAAGAGAUAAUGCUUUAGUCUAACCAUAUAUGCGCGCGGUAGGUCGAGUUAUUAUAACUUAAGUACAAAACAAAUUCCCUCACCGCAUCCUGGUGUGGAUUUGUCAUUUAGACAUGAAGGUACAGAGGGUAGUUGUACUGUAGAGAUCGUAACGCAUUCGUUACAUUUAUAACAUUCUUUCCUCGCUGUUUCUACAAGCGUCCAAAAUUCUUUGGGGCCAACCCACAUUCCUUCUGUUUCCUUUCAUUUUAGGAAAUCCUCACAGACAAGGUGUAAUUAUUCUACAGACAAUCGAAGUGUUUGCAUGA